UUCACUAACACCACUCAUGGCGUCACAGAUAGCGAUCCUCGCCCGGACCCGGUCCCGGUCCCUCGCCAAAACCCUAAACCCAAGCCCCGCCUUCUUCAAGGCCAUCACCACCUCCUCAUUCCUCUCCCAAGGAGAGCCCCAACUCGCCGCCGAGCCGACUCAGCCGCCGUCCGACUCGGUCCCCCUCCCUCCAAACCCUACCUCCUACCCCGAGAACUGGCGCACGCCGCCGGUCACCGCCUCGUCGGCGGCUCACUACCUCCUCCCCCUAGGGCUCCGCGACCAGUCCCCGAGCCACCAAAUCCACGCCCUCGCGCACGACCUGGACUCGCCGGGACUGCUCAACGUCUUCGCCGAUUGGAUGACGUCACAGCGGUGGGUGGAGAUGAAGCAGCUGUUCGAGCUCUGGAUAAGGUCGAUGGACAAGAACACCGGCCGGCCGAACAAGCCUGAUGUGAGCUCGUAUAAUCAUUACCUCAUGGCGAACCUCAUGAGCGGCGCCACGGCGGCGGAGAUGCUGGAUCUGGUGGCGCAUAUGGAGGAGCACGGCGUACAGCCUAAUACGGCGUCGUAUAAUCUCGUCCUCAAGGCAAUGCUGACCGGCCAGGAGUCCGAAGCCGCCGAGAAACUGCUUGAACGGAUGUUGCAGACAGGCAAGGUGUCGCCGCCUGACGACGAGUCCUUCAACAUUGUGCUGAGCUUGCUGUUGCAAUCGCGCCGACUUGAUGCUGCUUUGAAGUAUAUAGAAUUGACUCUCAAGUCUGGUUAUACGGUGACUAUGACCGUGUUCAAAGAUUGCGUACAGCGAUGCGUCAACACCGGGAAGCUAGAUACUUUGGUUGCGAUAAUUGACAAGUGCAAGUCAAUGGAUCAGAACAAAGCUCUUUGUCCGCCUUGGAGCUUGUGCAACUAUAUUGCGGAUGUCGCUUUGCAGGCGGAUAAUAGCAAGUUAGCAGUUCAUGCCUUGCAGUUUAUGGCCAAAUGGAUUGCUAGGGGUGAAGAAGCAAGGCCUGUUGUUUAUCUUUCUGUGGAUGAAGGAUUGCUUGUGUCGGCACUUGCCACUGCUGGCAGGACAUAUAGUACUGCUUUGCUGGAUGUGUCGUGGGCAAUCUUGAUACGCUCAUUGCGGAACAAAAAGGUCCCUAAUCCUGAAUCUUUCGUUGCAAAGAUAUCUGCCCUUGCAUCACUGGGGGAGCUGCAGAGAGCUUUUCGUACUCUUCAUGAAUUUGAGACUGUGUAUGCUAAUUCUGGCAAAGAAGUAGAAGAGGAACUAUUUUCGCCAUUCACUUCUUUAUAUCCAUUGGUUGUGGCGUGCUCGAAGAAUGGUUUUGAAACUUUGGACACGGUGUAUUUUCAACUGGAGAGUUUGAGCCGUGCAGACCCUCCGUACAAGUCUGUUGCCGCUUUGAAUUGUAUCGUAUUAGGUUGUGCAAAUAUCUGGGACCUUGACCGUGCUUACCAAACUUUCGAGGCAAUUAGUUCCACCUUUGGAUUGACCCCUGAUAUUCAUUCGUACAAUGCUCUUAUGCAGGCUUUUGGAAAGCUCAAGAAGACUUCAGAAGCUGCAAGAGUAUUAGAACACUUGGUGAGUUUGGGUGUUAAACCCAAUGCAAUGUCAUAUUCGUUACUUGUUGAUGCUCAUCUUAUCAACAGAGACCCAAAAGCUGCCCUCUCUGUAGUCAAGGAAAUGGUAAAUUCUGGGUUUGAACCUUCAAUAGAAACGCUAACAAAGAUCAAGAGGCGAUGUAUGCGAGAGAUGGACUACGAGAAUGAUGAUCUUGUGCAAGAUUUUGCCAAAAGGUUCAACCUUCGAAUAGAAGGAGAGGCUCGCAAGAACAGAUUGUUUGAACUUAAAUUUAAUACUGGAUAUGCAUAAUAGCAUCCAGGUUCACGGAGCGAAGAUGCCUCAACAAACCAUUUAACAUACUUCAAGUGUGCACUCGGUCAGUUGUUCACUCUAAAUUAGGUCUCGUCCUCAACUGUUUCAUGACCGAAUGCUAGCUCCUGUAGGUUUUGCGUCGCUGUGAUCUGAAAAUCUGACAAAACAUGAGAUCCAGCUCUCUCAGUGCAACUUCCAUCCGUAUUUGUAUAUUACUGUGUGCUGCAUUUUGAUUCUUGGCAGGAUGAAUGCUGGGAUAAUAGU
Argentina anserina (silverweed cinquefoil) is the source of this 2143-nucleotide messenger RNA. RefSeq names its product pentatricopeptide repeat-containing protein At1g26460, mitochondrial. Bases 17 to 1876 code for a protein of 619 amino acids. Gene Ontology annotation, molecular function: protein binding. The transcript has 6 exons. Lineage: Eukaryota; Viridiplantae; Streptophyta; Magnoliopsida; Rosales; Rosaceae. The record is from RefSeq and is a predicted model, not a curated record.